Molecule: messenger RNA, 1272 nt
Organism: Epithele typhae
Lineage: Eukaryota; Fungi; Basidiomycota; Agaricomycetes; Polyporales; Epitheliaceae
Exons: 2
Coding region: 1-1272 (423 amino acids)
Biological process (GO): proteasome localization; nuclear protein quality control by the ubiquitin-proteasome system
Cellular component (GO): nucleus
Source: RefSeq, a predicted model, not a curated record
AUGGCGAACGUCGUCACUCAUCCUCAUCUACAAGUCCCUUUCCACAUGGGGCCAGUAGGUCACUCCCCCUCGCCCCUCGGCUUUGGCUUCGGUCUCUCCACCCCUUCCAUGAUGCAAGGUUGGCCUGCUUCGCCGCUCUCGCACGCCCCUGCUUGGAAUGCCACCCCUCAGCCACCGCAACAACACGCAAGAACUACUGGAAAGCGGAGGCAUGAACCAGAGGAGGAAGACAAAGAUGAGCGCAUGGACAGGAGCCCGACACCGACUGAGCGACCGCAGCGUGGUGCCCCCAAGCGUGCCCGUACUACUCCCACCGCCGCAGCUGUCGAGAAGGCUCAGGGCACAACGAAGGAGAGCAAGCCUCCUUCAGCACCCGAAGAGAAUGAUGUCGAUGUUGGGUUUUUACUCGCAUCAUUGCCCCCGCAGUCCUUGCUUCCCCUUGUCACUUCUCUGCUGUCCGCUCAGCCGGCUCUCAAAACCACCAUUCUCAGUCUUAUCCCCCGCCCCACCCUCGAUGUCGCGCUACAAGGCCUGGCAGCUUCGGCACAGAAGCUCAAAGACGCGUAUCCCUACUCGAGUUCACCAUUUCCCCAGUCCGGGACGUCACCAUGGGGUAACACAGGAGUGUUUGGCAGCUCUAGGGCAAGCACUUCAUCGUUUGGUGUUGGUUCUGCCACGCCUUCCGGGUUCGGUUCCGCCACCUCCUCCGGGUUUGGUUCCGCCUUGCGACCAGCUAGCGGCUCAUCAUUUGGUUCCGCGCCUCCAAGCGGCGGAGGAAUGCGCGAAGAGUACAUUGUAUCUCGCCUCCGACCCCACAUUCAAGAGUUCAUCUCGGCCUGCCUGUCGUACCUUCCCUACUUCUCCAAUGUCGCCACCACCGAUCCCUCUACCGCCUCGCAUACUGCCCAGACACACGCAGCCGCGCUCCGUCUGCAGCAUAAAGACAAGUUGCAUCCCACGGAGACCUACCUCUUCCUUUCGGCCCUCACAUCCCACAUUUUAUCGCAACCACCGCUUACGCAAGCCUCUCUUGUACCCAUGCUGGCCUCGAGGCUAGCGGAGGAGUGGAAGGCAUGGAUUGACCACGUGGAUCAGACCGUGAACCGUCAAGGCGGUAUGUUUGGGCGGGAGACGGUCACCACAUGGGAGCGAGGACUGGACGAGUUUGCCGGGGCACAAGGAAACGGGAUGGAAGUAAUGAAGGAGAUUCGCGAUCAUUGGGUGGUGAAGGUUGGCUGGUUGGUCGGUCGACAGCCCAUGGAGGAGAUUUGA